UCCAGAUUUUUUUGUCCCUGCACUUCCUUUUCUCUACUCUCACGCCCGCUUUUAUGCAUUUGCUGACACUCCGCCACCCGGCCCCUUCACUUUCCCGUCAGUGCUCGAAGCGCCACCGCUGCCCACCGAGCCGUCUCCACUGCCACUUCUCCGCCUGUCGCCGUUGGCCCGUCGCGAAGAAAAGGAGAGACAAGGGAGGGAGAAGAAGAGCUACAGAGUCGCAAGAGAUUAGGACAACUAUCACCAAUCAGCAGAAUGGAACGUACUGAGACACCUUGCAUAGUUCAAGCUCUACCAGCCUCCAAUAAGAAGGACAAGGAAUCACUUACAAAGCCAGUGACAGUUGAAGAUAAAGAAUCACCAUCAAAGCUAGAAAUCACCACCUAUAACAGUCCUCAGACACCAUCAAGUUCUCGCUUCACUCGUUCCCAGGCUGCUCCCGACUGGACCACACAUGAAAUGCUAGUUCUCGUUAGCGAGAUUGCUGCUGUGGAUGAGGACUGGGUUAAAGCUCUCUCUUUGUAUCAAAAAUGGAAGAUGAUAUCUGACAACUGCAUGGCUUUUGAUGUCAUCAGGUCUUCUAACCAGUGCAAGAGGAAGUGGGAGUCACUACUUGCUGAUUAUAGGAGGAUCAGGGACUGGGAAUCCAGACAUGGUGUGGGUUCCUAUUGGUGCUUAGAGGGUGAGAAGAGAAAACAAUUUGGGCUUCCAGCUUUCUUUGAUGAAGAGGUAUUUGAUUCGAUGGAUGCUGUUAUAAAGGCACAGGAGACUCAGUCAGGCUCAGGGGAUAGUGAUUCAGAAGGCCUUAUCGGUAAAGCUGAUGUUCAAAUGACUGAUGGUGAUGCUGAUUUAGGUCCUGAGGAGAAAGAACCCAUCGAGACUUUGACAAACACAGAUAAGGCACGAGAUAUGGCCAUGAAGCUGCAGGAUGAUGCUCAACAUAUACAUGCCAUACUGAAAGGAGAGCUAGAGGGUAGUGCUAGUCAGGUUCGUGCUCCUGUGGAUUUGACAAAACCCAAUGCUAUGGAGACUGAGUUCACUAGGCGACAGGCCAAUGAGCUGAUCAAAGCUUUUGGGAGCCUUGUAAGCACUCUCAAUCAGUUUACUGAGCUGAUCAAGGACGGUGAAUGUGAAGGAAUUAAACCCGUAACUUCAACAGCACAGUGAUGUAGUUCUUUUCAUAAAGUUUUGGCUAUUUGGGCUCCGAUCUUCAUAAAAGCCUUCUAACAGAAUGCAUGGGUGCAAUGGAUUGAUCACUAUCAUACUGGAUUCUGAUCUCUGUUUGGAGCACUAAAGUGGGGAUGACGAAACUUAUCAUAAGAGCAACUAAGGUAGAUAUUCUAUGCUUUUCCCGCUUGAAAGAUGUGACUCUUGAGAACCUUCAUAUUCCUGCUACCUUCAUCUGGUUUCUGUAGCCUAGUCUAUCAUCAAUGUCAAAAAAUGUGUAAGUAAUUGUGUGAGGGUGGGAAAUGAAAGAAAUGGCAGGAGCUGUCUGCAAUGAGGAGGCUGGUUAUCAGGCAAAUGGCCUAGCUGAGGGAGCCGCUGUAACAUCUUUUCAUCUUGGUUACUUUCUUUAUGAGGACCUACCCUCCACUGCCAUCGGGCCUUGGCCUUGUUAAAGUAAUUAGAAUCCUCUCUUGUACUUCUCUACCUUUCGUUAAUAGAUUUUUUAAAUAUUAAUGCAAGCUUUGCUGCUCGGAAAAGAACUUGCAUGGACAGACAAAACUUGUAAAGCUUUCAGAUUUUUUCUUGUUCUCUAUAAAGCAAGGGCGAGAAGCCAUUGAUUUUUUCACUGGCGUUAUCCUUCAUGGUUAAUAUCAGAAAACUGCUAGGUCUCAUGAUGGCGUAAAAGCGGUUCCUUAUCAUUUAUUCAAGCAAAUAUCCGAAAAAUAACAAAUUAAUGCAAUCACAUUUGCUGGGAGUAUGAAGUUAUGAAACUGCGCGUGAAUUUCAGCUCAUGUG
Elaeis guineensis (African oil palm) is the source of this 1962-nucleotide messenger RNA. The record is from RefSeq and is a predicted model, not a curated record. NCBI's taxonomy places the organism in Eukaryota, Viridiplantae, Streptophyta, Magnoliopsida, Arecales, Arecaceae.